This is a messenger RNA of Saccostrea cuccullata (small rock oyster), 420 nucleotides long. Its product is annotated as veficolin-1-like. The transcript has 5 exons. The coding region runs from base 1 to 420 and encodes 139 amino acids. The record is from RefSeq and is a predicted model, not a curated record. Lineage: Eukaryota; Metazoa; Mollusca; Bivalvia; Ostreida; Ostreidae.
AUGCCCAAGGAUUGUAACGAACUUUGUGAGGAGGGACAAACCAUUACAGGGGUAUAUGAUAUAUACCCCUACAGAACAUUAACAAUACCGGUCAGUGUGUACUGCGAUAUGAACACAAUGGGCGGUGGAUGGACGAAACGCGUAGACGGAUCAGUGAGUUUUGCGAGGAACUGGACGGAAUAUAAGAAUGGUUUUGGUUCACCAGAACAGAAUGUCUGGAUUGGUGACUCUAUGAUAGACACUGGAGACAGCAUGAGACGUGACAUUGAUCUAUCUGGGAUGUCAUUCUCCACCCCGGACAGAGAUAACGACGGGUCUCCUAGUAACUGUGCUGCUUACAGUACAAUUGGAGACAACAUCAAGAAGUGCGUCCAUGUCAGCCUCGUUCUGCGCAAUCAACGCUAUAUCAUCUGCUUAUAG